CAUUCAUACAUAUCAAAUACCACUGGUCGAUCUUAAAAGUGUCGAAAAAAAAAAAAACAGAGAUCAAAAACAAAGAGUGUUGUAGUGAAAAUGCAGACCGGAAAGAAUGUCGCUUCGUCGGUGAAGGAGUCGGCAGCCAACACCGCCGCGUCCGCAAAGGCUGGCAUGGACAAGACCAAGGCCAACGUGCAAGAGAAGGUGGAGAGAAUGACUACACGGGAUCCUCUUCAGAAAGAGAUGGCCACGGAGAGGAAGGAAGAGAGGGUCAACCAAGCUGAGCUCGACAAGCAGGAGGCACGUGAUUGCCACACCCUGGAGCGGCAAGCGGCGGCCACUGGCGGGACGCACACCUACUCCACCACCGGAGCCACCGGUCAACCAACCGGGAUGCACCAAAUGUCGGCUUUGCCCGGCCACGGCACGGGCCAGACGACGGGGCAGGUGACUGAGGGUGUGGUGGGGUCCCACCCUGUCGGGACAGAUCCGAAUGUGGGUGCUGGCACGAACAAAGGCUAUGGAACUGGUGGUGCUCAUCGUUGAGAGAGAAGAGAUGCAUGUGUGCUGGUCAAUGUCCGAUAUUAGCGUGUGAAAUAGGACCUACAAUGUUUUCGUUGGGACUAUGCUCUAGUUUGUCUUUCUGUUCUAUAGUGUUUUUGUUUGCAGUGUGUGCUUUCAUGUAAUGUCUUGAAAAAAAAAAAUGGUUUUCAUGUAAUGCGUUUGAUUAUCAGUGUAUACCGUAAUUCAAUAAAAAUAGCUUGACUAUGUCUAUUGGGAGAAACCGCGUGUUAUUUUCUGUAUUAUAAUGUU
Molecule: messenger RNA, 807 nt
Organism: Cornus florida
Lineage: Eukaryota; Viridiplantae; Streptophyta; Magnoliopsida; Cornales; Cornaceae
Product: 18 kDa seed maturation protein
Exons: 2
Coding region: 91-540 (149 amino acids)
Biological process (GO): embryo development ending in seed dormancy
Source: RefSeq, a predicted model, not a curated record